Molecule: messenger RNA, 2403 nt
Organism: Drosophila willistoni
Lineage: Eukaryota; Metazoa; Arthropoda; Insecta; Diptera; Drosophilidae
Exons: 3
Coding region: 145-2094 (649 amino acids)
Source: RefSeq, a predicted model, not a curated record
ACAUCGUAUUGAUUAUAUUCCAAUAUUCCGGAAACUGUUUAUGGGUGCAGGCAGUGUUCCGAAGAAAGUGUCAUCUCUAAUAGCGGGAAUCUGGGCAUUCGUUUCAAAGUUGGCAAAUUUAUAAAAACUGUUUUUAUUGCAAUAAUGUGUGAAGUUGGAAAUUUAAUUGAUUUGACAGGCUGGGAUGGGGAAAAGAAAGAUGAAGAAGCUCAUGACGAAUUGGAACCUAAAACCGAUGCCACAUCUAGUUUUAAGGGACCAUACGAUCCCUUUGACUGCGUGGAAAAGGAAGCUUGUAUUAAGGCUAUUAAUUUAAAGUCCCAACAAGAGGCAAAGCCAGUUGAAGUCACAACGAAAGAUUUUGAUCCAGAUCUUAACAAUGAAAGUCCUCCCAUUGGCAUGCAUGCCGAGUUGGACGGAGCAGUUGGUGGACUCCUCGACCGUCAGCGCUCCCUUAAUAGUAACAAUUCAUUUCAAAAGCAUUUGCUCAAGCUGAAGGCAGCCAUUGGUGUUAGUACGCCACAAAAUGGACGAAAAUCUCAAUUCGGAAAGACAAUUCUCUCCGAUGAAAUACAAAUGCUGUCAGCAGAAUCGCCCCUUAAACUCAUUGACGAUGACCAAGAUGAUACUCUGUCGCGCGCAAAAUUCGAAGCAGAUCUAAAGUUAAUGAGAAUUUCGUCAUUCGACUCUGAUGCCACAACAGUCGCGGCGAAGACAGAAACUCAUCCACAGAUCGAAAAGAGUGCGUCUGUGGGCAAAUUAUUGCAAGAUUUGAAAAAUCUUGUAAAUGACAAAUUGGAUGAACAUCUGAAACAGGAGUUCAAUGUGAUAAUUGAUUCACUAAGUGCAGCAAUUGGCAGCGCCUGCGAAUUGAAAGGUCAACAGGAUAAUGCGAAAACUCCAACCAAGAGUUUGCCCCAUGUCUACACACGACAGGGAACAUUUGAUCUCGAUUUGGAUAUACAGACACAAGAACAUAGGACAAAGUCCUUAGAUAUUGUGGAGUGCGGAGCAAAAAUGCAAGAAUUACCAGAUGUUAUGACGUCGUCCUCAGCCACAUAUGACUGUGAGCCGGAGGAGAGGGAGCCAGUCAUAAAGUCGCACUCCUUUGAAAAGCCGAAGGAUCCGUAUAUGAGGGAGGUUGUGGACGCUACCCUGGCACUGCAGAUAAAUGAGCUCUUGGAACGCCAUAACCUCACUCAGUCCACAAAAGGCGACUUGAAUGAGCUGUCAACAUCUACUGCUGUUCACAAUGAAACAGUCAAUAACCAACGACCAACUGUGAUUUUAGUUGUUAACAAUCCUUUAACAGGAUCAUUAUCCUCCAUUGGUAGUCAAUUACCAUCAAGCUGUAUGGCAUAUUCGUCUCAUGGCCCGAGCGAAUCCAAAAUAAACCAAAUUUCGGCUCAAACAGAUUCAUCGAGCGGUUCAACGCGUCGCCGAUCGUCCUCUCUUUCAAUUCACGACAAAUUCCAGCACAUGCCGGACAUAUCUGUGAUUAACCAGGGGCAGCAGCAUCACCAGAAAAUGGAAAACAGCCAGAAUAUUGCACCGAAAGAAAGCCAAUUGAAGACACCUUUAACAUCGGACAAGUCGCAAGCCAUGGCUGGAUUUAGACAGCGGCGAAAUUCUUUUUCAAAUUUGUCUGCAUCAACAGCCAACGGGAGCAAAGCAGCAGUUCCUGGCCCAAGAAGUGCGCUGCAAGUGAGCAAUAAUCAAGCCAAACGACACAUCUUUGGUCCUCGCACCUCAAUGACGGCCCAAUCAACGAUUUCCAAGAGCACAGGACCCAUGAAAGCAGUCAUACCUGUUAAACGCGUUGCUCCCACUUUGAAGACUCCGAAUGUGUCUUCCAUGGACACAUUUGACGAAUCUUCCUACCAAAACCCUAUGAUGACUCCUCACCCGAGGACUGCUCAAAAAGUAUUCUGUACCAGCACACCGAUACCGCAAAUGCGUCAAUCUGGCCAGCAACAGCGUAGAAAUUCGCUAAGACCAUCAGUAGCCAGCAGUAACAGCAACAGCUCGAUGUACUCGACGACCCAGGUGCGACGCGCCAGCUUCUCGAGGAAAACUGGUGGAGGUUCCGGCUAAAUUGACAUUAGUAUGAUGAUCAGUUCAAACAUUAUUACAAACACGAAUGGUACUUAUUUCCUAAUCUUAUUUACUUAUUAAUAUUACUUUGUCCCAAACUGAAUGAUCAAUGCUUUGUUAGAUGUGAUAUUGUCAUAUGAAUAUGACAUGUUUAAAUUGUUACUUGUAUCCAUUCCAUUUUGUCACUUAAAUUAAAUACCUAAGUAUAGUAACUUGUAUUGAGUGUAACAUUUUGUAUUUAGAAUUACAUUAUAAAUUAGAGAUUGCUACUUAUAUAUUACGGCGGAUAAACCAGUUUAAAAAUUUCAA